GUGACGAGCCAGGCCUCAGGACCUUUUCUUUUCUUUUCCUAAUAAUUGCACGUACCCUAAUUUGGUCAAUUAGGGUUCAUCUUUGGGUUUCAGCUAAUUUCGGAUUCGAAUAAUUUUCCAGUCAGCUUCAAAAUCCAUUGGCUUCUCAUCUUUGGGCUCUCAAUUCCCUAAGGCGCGCCCUCCGAAGGGAGCUCGCCUUUCCGAAUCAUGGCCCCAUUCGCCAAAUCCAGAUCCUCUCUCAUCGUCGUCAUGAUCACCUUAGUCUUCACCAUCGCCUCCUUCCCCACCGUCGGAUCCGAGCACCACUCCUCGGCCAUCCGAUUACCAUCCGAAGAUGACGGAAAUAACUGCGCCGGAGGAUCCAUGCCUGCCUCCUGCCCCAUCAAGUGCUUCCGGCCCGACCCAGUUUGUGGCGUCGACGGCGUCACCUACUGGUGCGGCUGCCACGAAGCUCUGUGCGCCGGCGUCAAGGUCGCCAAGUUCGGAUUCUGCGAGGUGGGCAAUGGCGGGCCGGGCCCUCUCUCCGGCCAGGCCCUCCUUCUGGUCCAUAUCGUAUGGCUGAUUGUGCUCGGCUUUUCCGUCUUGUUCGGGCUUUUCUGAUGGGUUUUGGGCUCUUUAGGGACUUCAUAUCAUGGAUUGAUUGCUCAGGUUUUUCUUUUUAGUAAUUCUUUUGUGAGAGUUCGUGGGUGAGAGGAGCGGCAUUCGGUGCAACUUUUUUUUUUUUUCUGUAUGAUAGAGGCGCAUAUACGGCUAUUGUUUGUCUUCUCCUCAAUAUUCUUUUUGUUAUAUAUAAGCUCCAUUCUUUUCUUUCGUGA
Messenger RNA from Juglans microcarpa x Juglans regia, 815 nucleotides. RefSeq lists its product as uncharacterized. Lineage: Eukaryota; Viridiplantae; Streptophyta; Magnoliopsida; Fagales; Juglandaceae. The transcript has a single exon. The coding region runs from base 208 to 600 and encodes 130 amino acids. The record is from RefSeq and is a predicted model, not a curated record.